Heteronotia binoei (common prickly gecko) is the source of this 1675-nucleotide messenger RNA. It is a transcript of the gene AFG1L, whose product is annotated as AFG1 like ATPase. Gene Ontology annotation, molecular function: ATP binding; ATP hydrolysis activity. Gene Ontology annotation, cellular component: cytoplasm; mitochondrion. Lineage: Eukaryota; Metazoa; Chordata; Lepidosauria; Squamata; Gekkonidae. The transcript has 13 exons. The coding region runs from base 189 to 1613 and encodes 474 amino acids. The record is from RefSeq and is a predicted model, not a curated record.
GCAUCCGGUAACUUUCUAUGCGCAUUCUGGAUCGGCGCAUUGCAUUCUGGAUCUCGUAGUCUUUCUGAGAGGGCUGAGGGGUUCGAGGGGAAGGUGACUGGAAUCAGUGCAGUUAAAGUGGUGGCCGUCGUUGCAGGGACUGUUUCUUUUCAGCACAGUUUUGGGCGGGGUGUUGAAGCUUUGGCAAGAUGGCGCCGCCCCUGUCGCCCUUGGUUACUGGGCGCUGCUUUCUGCGGGCAGCAGCUCGACAUGUUGUCCUCUUGCUAUCUGGAUGGUCUGAGGCCGCCGCCCCACGGAAAGCUUACGCAGUUCAGGCAGCUGAGAAAGGAACCAGUAGCACUCUAGCAGAUGCUAAUUCUAAGGCAUUGUUGGUUUGCAAUGGACCUUUAGAACAUUAUGACUUUCUGGUCAAAACAGAAGAACUGAAGAAUGAUGACCAACAGCAGAAAGUCAUACAGUGCCUACAGAAGCUACACGAAAGCCUUAAAGGCUACAGUAUCAGUUCAAAACACCUCUUAUCAAAGUUAUUUACAAGACACAAACCUUCAAAAGGUCUUUAUGUCUAUGGAGAUGUUGGCACAGGAAAGACAAUGGUGAUGGACAUAUUUUAUUCUCAUAUACAAGUAGAAAGAAAAAAGAGAGUCCAUUUUCAUGGCUUCAUGUUAGAUGUACAUAAAAGAAUACAUCGACUUAAGCAGAGCUUGCCAAAGAGGGUACCUGGGUUAAUGGCUAAAUCAUAUGAUCCAAUAGCACCUAUAGCUGCUGAAAUAAGUGAGGAGGCUUGUCUCCUGUGUUUUGAUGAAUUUCAGGUCACGGACAUUGCCGAUGCCAUGAUUCUCAAACAGCUUUUUGAAAACCUGUUCCAAAAUGGUGUGGUUGUUGUGGCAACAUCCAACAGGCCUCCAGAAGACCUCUAUAAAAAUGGGCUCCAGAGAGCUAACUUUGUGCCGUUCAUUGCAGUACUAAAGAAAUAUUGUAAUGUCAUCCAACUGGAUUCUGGAAUAGACUACAGGAAACAAGGGCUUCCAGCUGCAGGGAAGCUGUACUACCUCACAAGUGAAGCUGAUGUGGAGGCUGUCAUGGAUAAGUUGUUUGAUGAGCUGGCUCAAAAACAAAAUGAUUUAACUAGACCAAGGAUUUUAAAAGUACAAGGCAGAGGGCUGAGAGUGAAUAAAGCAUGUGGAACCGUUGCAGACUUCACGUUUGAAGAGCUGUGUGACAGACCACUUGGUGCCAGUGAUUAUUUGGAAAUAGCCACACAUUUUGACUUGGUCUUCAUUCGUUACAUACCUCUGCUUACAAUGGCAAAAAGGACUCAGGCUCGGCGCUUCAUAACUCUCAUUGAUACAUUUUAUGACAAAAAGGUACGCGUCAUUUGUUCUGCAUCAGCACCACUUCAAAGCAUAUUUCUUCAAGAACACCAUGAUAGUGGCCAGGACGAAAGUAGGAUACUGAUGGAUGAUUUGGGGUUGAGCCAGGAUUCUGCUAAAGCCCUCUCUAUGUUUACUGGAGAAGAGGAGAUUUUUGCUUUUCAGCGUACCAUCUCCCGACUCACCGAAAUGCAAACUGAACAGUACUGGAAGGGAGGAGAGAGGAGCAAGAGCCUAUUAUAGCUUAAAAUGAUACAGUGUCAAUAAACAAACAGAGAUUAUAGCAAAUAAAAGUUUUAACUCAA